Messenger RNA from Plutella xylostella (diamondback moth), 6006 nucleotides. NCBI's taxonomy places the organism in Eukaryota, Metazoa, Arthropoda, Insecta, Lepidoptera, Plutellidae. The record is from RefSeq and is a predicted model, not a curated record.
ACGAUACAGACAUGUAUGUAGGUAGAUGUAUGUACAUAUAGUACUUAUGAGUCAGUCACACGUCGUACGCCCUGACAAACACAUGUGUAAACUUACAAGUUGAAUAAUAUACAGUCCAUUCAAUAUUUUAUGUGGGUUUUAUUACCAGUGCCCCACAUUAUGGUCCUUCAUCGGAAUUUAUAAAUCUAUCGUUUGGAUCAGGGCGCUGUCGCGAGUGUGGCUCAUCUUACAUUUCAUUGCAUUGGCCGUACCAACGCCAUUUUUUUACAUCGGACUCUCGUCGGACUUUUUUGCGGUUGUGCGGAGCACCGGACUCUUACACUAACAUUUACAAGUGCCGUCAAUCGUGGACAGUGUUACAAAAUUACCAAAGACUUUAUCUGGUCUUGCGGAGUGUUUGCUGCAAGUGCACUGCUAUAAGUGUUUUCACCGGACUUUGGACUUUACAUUACAUUACAAGUUGGUUGCUGCUAUAAGCAAUCGACGCCAGAUUGCCCUUGUUGCUUCUGGGAAUCAUCGGGUCUCGCGGCUAUAGUAUUUUCUGCGAGUGCACUUCUAUAAGUGUGUCACCGAGGUUUGGACUUUACAUACAAGUGGAUUGCUGCUAUAAGCAAUCGUUUCCAAAUUGCCCUUGUUGCGGCAUCUUUACAUCGUUUUAUGAUACAGUUUAAGAGUGAGAGACUAUACAUUCGAGCUGCAUUCAUAGUUUUACAAACAUUUACAUGUGCUAAAUUUCAUGGUUCACCAAUACACGUAGCCAUUUCCAUCGAAUACGGUUGGCCAACAUAGCUUCAAGAAUUCUACGUCGAGGUUCCUGAUUGGUGGAAAACGAGUCAAAUUGACCGUUUCCGCUACUGCGAGAGGAGGAUAGCUGAUCCAAUCCGUAGAGGGUUAGAAAGGGACGGCAUAUCGUCGGGAGCGCUCGUCCCAGGCGGGCCAACUUCGAAAAAAGCAGCGACGCGAGCGCCAUCCGCGGUCGGGUGACUGCAACUCGUCGAGUCGGCAAUACUCGGAAGCGCUCGUCACAGGCGGGCCAACCUCGAAAAAAGUAGCGACGCGCGCGCCACCCGCGGUCGGGAGACUGCAACUCGUCGCAUCGGCAAUACUCGGGAACGUUCGUCACAGGCUAGCCAACCUCAGCGGUCAAAAAAGGCGACGCGCGCGCCACCUGCGGGGACCGCGGACCAAGCUUCGAUUGAUUCGAAUUCGACGUUCGACGCCAUUUUAUCUCUUUGAAAAUUUCUUUGUUGUUUGUGUAUUUAGUAUUUUUCAAAAAUAUAAUAUUAAUCUAUAUUAAUAUAACUAAAUACAAGUGUAAAAAGUUAUAGAAUCUCCAAAAUGGAGGAAGAUUUAAAGAAAUUGAAGGCUGCCAGGGGGCAAGCCAAAUGUAGUAUCACGAAUAUUUGUAAUUUCACAAACGUGGUUAAAAACUUAGAAGAAUAUAAGGAGGAGUUUUUAGAAUAUGAGGAGAAGUAUUUUUGUGCUUUGUCUGCCUUGACUGAGUACCUCACCAUGAAACAAGGUUACUCUGCUUCGUCAUCAGGAAAUGCUUCCACCAGCUUAACUAACAACAAUCACACAUUCCAACGCUUGCCACCUAUCGAUAUAAAAAAGUUUAGUGGAAAGGUAUGUGAAUACUAUGAUUUUAUUAAUCUUUUCACCAGUGUAAUUGCCAAUAACUCAAGCUUAUCGUCCUGUGACAAGUUUUAUUACUUAAAAACAUCAUUAGAGGGCGAGGCUGCUGAUGUAAUCAAGCAUUUAGGCCUAACUUCUGAAAAUUACACAGUAGCAUUACAACUUUUGGCUGAGAGAUAUGAUAACAAAAUGAAAAUAAUUAACCACCACAUAUCUGCUUUAUUAGACAUAGAAUGCCUAACAAAAUGUACUGCACCUGCCUUAAGAAACAUUGUUGCACAAGCUAAACAGCAUCUAGCUGCUUUAAAAACGUUGGAGGUACCAACUGAUCAGUGGGAUCUCAUCAUCAUUUGUAUUUUACAAAGAAAGUUGGACCAACAAACGUUGCGGUAUUAUUAUUUAGAACUUAAAGACGGCUUACAUAAUUUGCAAUCUUUUCUCAAAUUUAUAGAACAACGAGCUGCUGCGUAUGAGACUGUGGCAGAUGGCUAUAGUUCCAGCUUAAAAAGAGGUCAUGCAGUGAGUGGGAGCCGCACCGCAAGUCUGGUAACAACCUCCACCCAAAAUAGCAACAACAACAAUGACAACUGUAAGUUUUGCAAUUCAAAAUAUCACUUGCUUCACCAGUGUGAGAAGUUUAAGCUAUCUAACUACUCAGAUAGAAUCAACUUUAUUGAAUCCAAUAAGUUGUGUAAAUUAUGUUUAAGGUUACAUAGCCAAAAGUGUAGGUAUGCAUUUAGGUGUAAUAUUUGUAAAGAACGGCAUAAUUCUUUACUGCACCAGGAGAAAAAACCAAAGCAGGUGGCAUUGUCUAUGAACAUGGGUAAUAAUAUUUUAUUGCCUACAUUAAAUGUGGGGUUACAUGAUAAAAGUGGGAAUGUAAUUUACACUAAGGCAUUAUGUGACUCGGGGAGUCAAGUUUCAUUAGUGUUACAUGAUUUAAUUAAAUCAAUUGAUUGCAAUAUUUACAAUGAACAGAGUGUCAUUACUGGCAUUGGUAAUGAGACAAAUAAUAUUUCACAAAAGGCUGAAUUUACAAUUCAUUCAACCACAAACCAAGAGGCACUUACAUUAUCAUGCUGUGUAGUGGAGAAUAUUACGUGCAACAUGCCUCAAUUUUCAAUAGAUGCAAAAGAAUUAAAUAUUCCUGAUCAUGUACAGUUAGGAGAUAAAAACUUUUACAAAAAGGAGAAGAUAGGUAUCCUGUUAGGGUGCGAUAUUUUCUUUCAAUUGCUCUUGCGGGAUCAAAUCCCAAUUGUACCUGGAGGUCUUUGUUUGUAUAAAACUUUGUUUGGGUAUGUUGUGGCUGGUAAGGUCCCUAGACAGGGUAAUACUAUACAGGGUGAUGAAAAUAGUUCAAGCAGUCAUCUUUUGAACGUUGAGUCAGAGUCGCAACAUAACUUAGAAUUAUUAAAUGAGUUAAAUACAAAUAUAAGUCAACUCUGGGAGUGUGAAAAAAUUACUGAAACAUUCACAGAGGCUAACACAGAACAAGAACUUGCUGAAAAAAUUUAUAAAGAGACAGUAGAAUUAAAAGAAGGCAGGUUUCAUGUUUCAUUAACUUUGAAGCAAGAUUAUGAUAAAAUAAAGUUAGGAGAUUCAUUGACAAGAGCUUUACAAAGAUUUCACAAUUUAGAAAAAAGAUUUGCAAAGGACAGGGACCUAUUUUUAAAAUAUAAAGCAUUCAUUGAUGAAUAUGUAUCUUUAGGUCAUGCACAGUAUAUUGAAAUUGAAAAAUAUAAUAUAGACGAUGUUCCAUUUUAUAUUUUACCACAUCAUCCUGUAUUCAAUGACAAAAGUAAGACAACAAAGAUGAGGGUAGUUUUCGAUGGGGGGAUGCGUACAAAUGAGAAUGUGUCAUUAAAUGACAUAUUGUUAAAUGGACCCACGGUUCAAAAUGAAUUAUUUAACAUUCUAACUUUGUUUAGAUUUCACAAAUAUAUUCUUAUAUCUGAUAUAAAAAUGAUGUUUAGAAAUCUUAUGUUAGACGAAAACCACUGCUCAUUGCAGAACAUUUUAUGGCGUGAGACGCCUGAAGAGAACAUAAAGGUCAUUCAACUUAAAACUGUGACGUAUGGGCUUAAAUGUUCAAGCUUCCUAGCAACGCGAUCUCUGAUAGAGCUAGCUGAUAUGUAUGAGGAGGACUAUCCCCUAGGAGCUUUUGCAUUGAAGCAUAAUGCAUAUGUUGAUGAUAUUAAUACAGGGUGUAAUGACAUUGAAGAGCUCAAAGAAACAAAAAGGCAGUUAUGUGAACUGUUACAAAAGGGAGGGUUUGAGUUACACAAGUGGUGCUCAAACUGUCCAGAACUUCUCAGGGACAUACCACUCGAUAAACAAAGUAUAAAUGAGGUCGAUUUAUUUAAAUCUGAACAUGUUUUGAUCAAAACUUUAGGUCUUACAUAUGAUGUCAGUACAGACACUUUACGAAUUAACUGUCCUGAGCAAAAUUUAUUAGAUAUCUACACAAAACGACAGGUAUUGAGCUUCAUGAGUAAAGUUUUCGAUCCGCUAGGUCUAGUAGGGCCAGUUGUAGUGUUAGCAAAAAUUAUUAUGCAGAGAACUUGGGCUUGUAAAAUUCAGUGGGAUCAGCCUAUCCCCCAAGAACUAAACAGUGUUUUUGUAAAUUUUGCAAAAAAUUUAUUUAAAAUGAAUGUUAGCGUUCCUAGGUGCAUAAAUACAGUAUCUGUUAAACAGAUAGAUCUUGUAGGAUUCUCCGAUGCAUCCAGCAAGGCACAUGGUUGCUGCUUGUACAUAAGGGUCAUUGACUCUGAAGGAAAUAUAAGUGUAACUUUAUUGUGCUCCAAAUCUAGAAUAAAUCCAUUAAAACAGCUUAGUAUUCCUAGGCUUGAAUUAAACAGCGCGUUGUUAUUAGCGCAUCUUGUAAAAAAGGUUUACGAUGAAAUAAACAAAUUAAAUAUUAAUCCCUGUGUGUAUCUACAUUCUGAUUCACAGAUAACGUUGGCUUGGCUUAAAACCGAGCCCCAACAGCUGACAGUUUAUGUUUCAAAUAGGGUAAAGACUAUACAAGAAGAAACUCAGGGUUUCUCGUGGUUUUAUGUAAACAGUCAUGAAAACCCAGCAGACGCCUUAUCGAGAGGAGUUGAACCUCAUUUAUUAGAGACAAAUGAGCUGUGGUGGCGAGGACCUGGCUUUUUAUAUUGUAAAGAAUUCCCCAACAAUAGGGACAAUUUCACGAUGCCAACUGAUAUACCUGAAACAAAGGUUUGUUUGGCGGUAGAUAAAGCUGAAAAACAAGAAAAACUUGAAGUGUUUUCUAAGUUUUCAAGCUUAAACAAAUUAAUACGUGUGAUGGGAUAUGUUUAUAGAUUCAUUAACAUAUGUAGAAAAAAGGCUAAAAGAAAUGCAGGUCGUUUAUCUUGUCAAGAAGUAGAUGCUUCAUUAAAAAUGAUCAUUAAGUAUGAUCAACAACAGCAUUUCAAAGAGGAAAUCGCAUGUUUAUCUUUAGGGAAAGAAAUUGCAUCACAUUUAAAGGCAUUAAAUCCGUUUGUUGACGGCAUGGGUCUUAUGCGAGUAGGUGGAAGGUUACAACAUGCUGACCUACCUUACUAUCAAAAACACCCAAUCAUAUUAGCCAAAAAAAUCUAAUAUAACCCAUCUAAUUAUUGAAAAUGAGCAUAAAACUUUGAUGCAUGCAGGUCAAAAAUUGAUGUACGCUUCCUUGAGCCAAAGAUACCAUAUAGUAAACGGCUUAAGGGAAAUUAAGCAUGUAGUACACAAAUGUCUCAUAUGUUUCAAAUUGAAGGCAAAAACGUCAGAGCAGCUGAUGGGAUCUCUGCCUCCAGACCGAGUCAACCCAAGUAGGUGUUUUGAAAAGGUAGGCAUUGAUUUUGGAGGUCCAUUCAUAGUAAAAAUGCAUCGUAUAAGAAAAGCUCUUACGUACAAGGCAUACAUAUUAUUGUUUGUCUGUUUUGCCACAAAGGCAAUUCAUAUUGAACUUGCAUCUAGUUUAACAACUGAAUGUUUUUUGCAGUGUCUGAAAAGAUUUAUAGCUAGGCGUAAUAAGCCCUCUGUUAUAUAUUGUGACAAUGCUUCGACCUUUAAAGGCGCGAAUAACGAAUUAAACGGAUUGUAUAAGUUACAAGCUAAUCAACAGCACCAAGACCUGAUUCUUGAUUUUACUACUAGUGCAGGCAUAGAUUUUAGCUUCAUUCCAAGCUACUCACCAGUGUUUGGAGGCCUUUGGGAAGCCGGAAUUAAAAGUGCCAAAGGACACAUUAAAAGAGUGGUGGGUAAUCAAAUAUUAACUUAUGAGGAGUUAAAUUCAGUUGUUAUACAAAUAGAGGGAAUUUUGAAUUCAAGACCACUGUUGUCUUUACAAACAGCUGACUUUAAUAAUAUGUCUUACAUAAC